UUUCCCUUUCCAGUAACUUACCUCUCUGCUUCGACCAAUCACAGAGCCGCAAAAAAGUGACAGCAAACGGCAAAAACCCUUUUUUUCCUUUCUUAUCUCUUACAUCUGAAACCCUCCACCCACAAACAUCCAAAACGCACACAGUGCAGCGUGUACCUCCCAAAAGGGAGGAGAGAGAAAGAGAGAGAGGGAGGUGAGGGUAGAGAGAGAGAGAGAGAGAAAAUGGGUAGUCUAAUGAGUGAAGGAAAUUUUCAUGCAAAGAGGAAAAGAGCGAUCUCGGAGCUGGUUGAGGGCAAGAAAAUGGCGGCCAGGCUUCAAACCCUUCUGCAGAAUCGCGUCCAGGAAGAUGACCGGAGUGCUGACGUGUCAGCUCAGGAACUCGCGGUUCAAAUAGUGAGAUCUUUCAGUGUGACUCUCUCCGUGGUGAGUUCCUGCACCGAGUCAGCCCAGAUCGCCGCCGUUGACUGCGGCGGCGACAGCAGGAAGAAGCUGAAACCCGGGGUGGUGGUCAAAGAUCGGAGGGGCUGUUACAAGAGGAGAAAGACCAAAGAUUCGUGGGUGAUUGUAUCUUCAACUAUGGAAGAUGGAUGCGCGUGGAGGAAAUACGGACAAAAGAGUAUCUUGAAUUCCGAGUUUCCGAGGUGUUAUUACAGAUGCACACACAAAUACGAAGGGUGCAAAGCGACGAAACAAGUGCAAAGAAUCAAAGAAGAUCCUCUCACUUAUCAAACCACUUACAUGAGCCACCACACAUGCACAGAAACACAAAGGGCGCCGCCACAUGUCGCGAUGCUAUUGGACGACUCGGAUCCUAUGGAGUCCGCCAACCUCAUUAGCUUCCAAUCAAAAAAGCCCGACCGUCAAAAUUUCCCGACUUCCGUGUUCACGCCUUCGGUCGUCAAACAAGAAUCGAAAGAAAACACUCCUCAAACUACCGAUGAAGAUCUGUCCGAGUCUAAAUCAAUGAUUCAUAAGGAUACUAUGUGGCAGAAUACCUCCAUCGGAGUGGGCCCUUUGGAGCAGAAGCCUGCUUGGACUCAUCCGAUAAUGAACGGGCCCUACGUAGAAGAAGAUCAAGCUGCGGGUUCUGGUUUCGAUCGUGACUCGUGCGAGUCGUCAACUAUUUUUGAUGGUUUGGAUUGUUUGGAGGUUAAUCAGUUUGCUGACAUAUGGAAAACUCGAUGGUGAGAUAGCUAUUCGGCUUCUGGUGUACAGUGUCGUAAUACGUAAUUAUAAUACAUUCCAUUGUUGUGUAUGAAUAAAUUAAUUUAAUUUCUACUAUAUAAGUUAUCUUCAUUGAUUAAUUAGAUGGCCAUUGUUGUGUUGUUUAAGGUUUAAAGUUUGAACUUAACUACGUUCUUCAUUAAUUAAAUUUUGAUUGUCUCGAUUGUAUAUGUAAAGCUAGUGGUGUAGCUAGCUUAUCUUUU
This is a messenger RNA of Erythranthe guttata (spotted monkey flower), 1427 nucleotides long. It is a transcript of the gene WRKY54, whose product is annotated as WRKY DNA-binding protein 54. Gene Ontology annotation, biological process: regulation of DNA-templated transcription. Gene Ontology annotation, molecular function: sequence-specific DNA binding; DNA-binding transcription factor activity. The record is from RefSeq and is a predicted model, not a curated record. NCBI's taxonomy places the organism in Eukaryota, Viridiplantae, Streptophyta, Magnoliopsida, Lamiales, Phrymaceae.